AUGCCUGGGCUGCUUUUGCCAUCGUUUGCCGUGGCCAGACGGCUCAAGCCCCUUGAUUCGUUGACUCGGUGCCGGAUUCGCGAGGUGCCCAUGCCCGGUACAAAGAACGCCUUUGCACUUCUCGGCAACUCCGACUCUGAAGAUGAGGAGGCCGUGCCGCAAAAGGAGCCGGAGGUAGAACAGACGUAUGAAGCAGCGCCUGCGGUGGAGUUCGAGCCGGAGCCCAAGAAGAAAGGGAAGAAAAAGGGGAAGGCCGAGAGUGCUCCUGCUCCUGCCCCGGCUGUCGAAGCCCCUCCUGCCGCCCCCGCGAAGCCAGCAAAGGCCGCAGAGCCCAAGAAGGAAGAGAAGGCAGAGGAGAAAAAGGAGAAGAAAGUGAAGCCGGCCGUGGCAUCGAAGAAUAAAUUCUCCGCGCUGAUGGGCAGUGAUGAGGAGGAUGAGGAUUAG
Effrenium voratum is the source of this 444-nucleotide messenger RNA. The record is from the annotation of a GenBank genome assembly. NCBI's taxonomy places the organism in Eukaryota, Dinophyceae, Suessiales, Symbiodiniaceae.